AUGAGCCACUCGUUGCCGGCUCCGCACCGGCCCCGGCGCGGCCACGACGCGACACCGCCGCCAGUGCUGCUACCGCCCGUCUCGCUGCUCCAUUGCCUCGUCUUCUGCGUCUGCCUUGCACCGCAGCUGCUCCUGCAGGCGGGGAUGCGCGCAACCUUUGCGUCCAUACUGCAGGCGUUGCCGUUUCUUGUGCUCCAAAUGCCACUCGACGUUGCGCACCGGCAGCUUGCAGGCUGGCGGCGCGGCCGAGGCGGCCAGAAGCAGCAGCAGCAGCAGCAGCGGCCCUCCCUAUUCGAAGAAGUCGUGCUCUGCUGCGUGCGCUGGGCUUUUAUUCAUACGGAUCCCCGUGUUGGCCGCGUCUUCUUCUCUCGGUCGGUGGCACUGCCAUUUCACCGCUUUCGGCAGCUGCAGGCGCUUGGAGCCCGAGGCGGCUUCGUUCUCGGGUCGUCGCACUUUUACUUGGAAUUUCUGCUCGCAUGGGCGGCUCUACUGAUGGAAGGCAGUCCUGGGGACGAGAAGCCCGCUGGCUUCCGGAACCCGGCCAUCUUCAGUUUAGACUACACGUUGGCCCCGGAUGCUGUUUUCCCAGCCCAGAUCGACGAGGCUGCCCACGCUUACGCCCAUGUCCUGUCUACGGCGGCCCAGGGAGAGCCUGCGCGCAUUGUGGUUGCGGGUGAUUCUGCUGGCGGCACGAUUGUGCUUAGCCUGCUGCUCCGGCUAUCCCAGACCCCCCCUUUAGAACGGCCUGCACCCCCGCCCCUUCCCCUGCCGCUGCCGGGUAUGGCUGUCCUCAUAUCGCCGUGGGUGACUCUGCGGUCGCAGCGAUACCGCCGGUCGGCGAAUGACUACAUCGACGCCGAGACGCUUGUGAGUUACGCAGCCCUGUACGAGGGCAAGACGGCUGGCGCACCAGGGAUUUCAGGCGAAGACCCCGUCCUCUCGCCGGGCCAUUGUCGCGAAAGCAAAUGGUGGCGCCGAGCCUGUCCAGCCAAGGGCAUCUUUGCAACAUACGGCGCGGAGGAGGUGUUCGCGCCCGAGAUCCGCGCAUGGGUCGACCGUCUGCAGGCCGACGGCGUGGAUGUGCAGACGAGCGUGGACGAUGGCGGUCUUGGCGUGCACGCAUGGCCAGUUGCGUCGCUGUUUCUCGCGCGGUCGAAUGCCCGGCGUUUCGAAGGGCUUCGUCGCGUCGUCGGCGAAGUAACACGAAGGAUGCGUUAG
This is a messenger RNA of Sporothrix brasiliensis 5110, 1218 nucleotides long. RefSeq lists its product as uncharacterized. The transcript is spliced from 2 exons. The coding region runs from base 1 to 1218 and encodes 405 amino acids. The record is from RefSeq and is a predicted model, not a curated record. Lineage: Eukaryota; Fungi; Ascomycota; Sordariomycetes; Ophiostomatales; Ophiostomataceae. Gene Ontology annotation, molecular function: hydrolase activity.